CUUAUGUUUGUGUUUGUGUUGUCCCUCUCUCUCCUCACUUUCUCUCUCUAAUCUCUCUCUAUUUUAUAUAUAUAUAUGGAGAUGAUGUGUAUAUGGUAAAAAGAGAGAAAGAAGAAAAAAGGAAAAAGGAAAAAUCAGAGCUAGAAAAUGGGGAAGGGAAGGGCUCCAUGCUGUGAUAAGAAUCAAGUGAAGAGAGGCCCAUGGAGCCCUGCUGAGGACUUGAGGCUCAUCACUUUCAUCCAAAAUCAUGGCCAUGAUAACUGGAGAGCUCUCCCUAAACAAGCAGGAUUAUUAAGGUGUGGGAAAAGUUGUCGGCUGAGAUGGAUCAAUUACCUUCGACCUGAUGUGAAGAGAGGAAACUUUACUCAAGAGGAAGAGGACACAAUAAUAAAGUUGCAUAAAACUUGGGGAAACAAGUGGUCUAAAAUUGCAUCACGUUUGUCGGGAAGAACCGACAAUGAGAUAAAGAACGUUUGGAACACACAUUUAAAGAAACGAUUGUCGCAGUCGUCGGAGACCACCAAAGUCAUCGUAUCGGACAGCUCCGGUGACGAAUCCAAAGAAUCGUCGUCUCCGACAACUUCAUCUUCUUCCUCCUCCAGCCAAACUCAAAACUCAGACAAAAACGAACCACCAAAGAAACAGCAACCUGAACAACAAACCAGCUCUUCCAUUUCUUCGGAAUCCUCGAACUCGAACUCAAGUGCUACUCCACCUGACAUAUUUUGGCCCCAAAAUCCAAUGGAAUUGGAUAUGGGAAUUGAGAUCCCAUUGGAGUGCGACAUAGAAUUUUGGAACAUGUUAGAUUUAGACAACAUAGAUCACUUGUUGGAUCAGUCUAACGAGGUAGCUCAUGGCUGUGUAGAAAACAACGGGGAACUCCAAAAUGACAAGUGGUUUAAGUAUUUGGAGAACGAGUUAGGACUCGACCGCCCGCCAGAAGUCGGUACCGAUGAAACAACGGCGACAACAGCGACAACGACGGACGAGAUUAAUUCAGCUCAGAGAUUGUUAGUAGACCCUUGCAUUGCUUAUUUUGCAGAUGGGUUCCCUCAACAACCCUACACCUAAAAAUAAUCAAUAUAAUAUCUUUAAAACUACAUGAGAAAAAAAAUUCAAAAUUUGACUUAGUUUAUUGCUUUGAAUAUUUGGUAGGCUAAAUCAUUCCUAACUUCUUAUUUACUACACACAUCAUGCAUUUAGGGCUUUGAGCUUCAUAUAUAUAAUGUAAUUUUUGCUGAUUACUUGGGCAAAAAUUCAUGUGUAUUGUGAAAUAAGGAAUUUUCCUUUAAAAAAAAAAAAAAAACUUAGGCACCAACAUUUGAAAGCUAGGUAAAUUGAAAUUGAGAGCUGAGUUGAUAGAUAUAUUGAAUCAAGUUUGUCAAAAAAAAAAAAAAA
Momordica charantia (bitter melon) is the source of this 1398-nucleotide messenger RNA. Its product is annotated as transcription factor MYB58. The record is from RefSeq and is a predicted model, not a curated record. NCBI's taxonomy places the organism in Eukaryota, Viridiplantae, Streptophyta, Magnoliopsida, Cucurbitales, Cucurbitaceae.